AUGGCCGGCGAAGCAAUGAAUGAUGGCAAGUUUAAGCACAACCUCACCGAGGCUCCCACCUAUACUUCCAAGGUGCUUCCCAUGUUUUCACUGAAAGGACGAACUGCCAUCGUAUCUGGUGCAGGCGCGGGUAUCGGACUCGCCGUCGCGCAUGCGCUCGCGGAAGCUGGAGCUAAUGUCGCCAUUUGGUACAAUAGCAACAAGAAGGCUAUUCAAGAGGCAGAGAAAAUUGAGAAGGAAUAUGGUGUCACUUGCAAAGCAUACCAAGUUAAUGUUACCUCAUACGAAGCCGUGGAACAGGCUGUCAACACUGCUGUAACUGAUCUCAAUGGUCGUCUCGAUAUCUUUAUCGCAAACUCUGGAAUUCCCUGGAUUCAAGGUCCUGCCCUUGACGGAGAACUGGAUCAUUACAAGAAGGUUGUAACAACAGAUUUAGAUGGAACAUUCUACUGUGCUCGUGCUGCAGGCCAGCAUUGGCGCAGACAAAAGAAAGAGGGUACCACUCUUGACGGAAAGAAACUGGAGGGAUUCAAGUAUGGAAGCUUUGUGGCAACCGCAAGUAUGAGUGGCCACAUUGUCAAUAUUCCCCAGUUGCAAGCUGCAUACAAUGCUGCAAAGGCUGGUGUCAUCCAUUUAUGUAAAUCUCUCGCAGUGGAAUGGGUUGGAUUUGCGCGCUCCAAUACCGUUUCCCCUGGUUACAUUGCAACUGAGAUUUCUGAAUUCUGUCCACCUGAAACAAAGGCUACUUGGAAGGAUAAGAUUCCUAUGGGUAGAGAAGGAGAGGCUCAUGAGUUGAAGGGUGCAUUCCUUUUCCUCGCCAGUGAUGCUUCAAGCUACUGUACUGGAACUGAUAUCAUUUGUGAUGGUGGUUAUUGCCUACCAUAA
Molecule: messenger RNA, 885 nt
Organism: Botrytis byssoidea
Lineage: Eukaryota; Fungi; Ascomycota; Leotiomycetes; Helotiales; Sclerotiniaceae
Exons: 3
Coding region: 1-885 (294 amino acids)
Cellular component (GO): intracellular anatomical structure
Molecular function (GO): oxidoreductase activity, acting on NAD(P)H, oxygen as acceptor
Source: RefSeq, a predicted model, not a curated record